Messenger RNA from Myxocyprinus asiaticus (Chinese sucker), 3029 nucleotides. Its product is annotated as MAU2 chromatid cohesion factor homolog. Gene Ontology annotation, cellular component: chromatin; SMC loading complex. NCBI's taxonomy places the organism in Eukaryota, Metazoa, Chordata, Actinopteri, Cypriniformes, Catostomidae. The transcript is spliced from 19 exons. The record is from RefSeq and is a predicted model, not a curated record. Gene Ontology annotation, biological process: maintenance of mitotic sister chromatid cohesion; mitotic sister chromatid cohesion. Bases 76 to 1875 code for a protein of 599 amino acids. Gene Ontology annotation, molecular function: protein binding; double-stranded DNA binding.
CUCCCGUCCUCUCGCGAGAUUUCGCUCCGCUCUGGCGUUGUUGUUGUUAUUGUUGUUGUUGUUGUUGUUGUAGUGAUGGCGGCGGCAGGAGCAGAGGCCCCGGACUCCUGGUAUCUGGCGCUGCUCGGUUUUGCCGAACAUUUCCGAACCUCCAGCCCUCCCAAGAUCCGCCUGUGCGUGCACUGUCUGCAGGCCGUGUUCCAGUUCAAGCCGCCGCAGAGAGUGGAGGCCCGGACGCAUCUGCAGCUGGGCUCGGUGCUCUACCACCACACGAAGAACAGCGAGUUGGCCGGCAAACACCUCGAGAAAGCGUGGCUGAUCUCACAGCAAAUUGCACAGUUUGAGGAUGUUAAAUUUGAGGCCGCCAGUCUCCUCUCGGAGCUCUACUGUCAACAGAACUUGGUUGAUUCAGCAAAGCCGCUGUUACGGAAAGCCAUCCAGAUCUCCCAGCAAACUCCAUACUGGCACUGCAGACUGCUGUUUCAACUCGCUCAACUUCACACACUAGAGAAGGAUCUGGUGUCAGCGUGCGAUCUGUUGGGUGUCGGAGCAGAAUAUGCCCGAGUGGUUGGAUCUGAAUAUACCAGAGCUCUCUUCCUGUUGAGUAAAGGCAUGUUACUGUUGAUGGAGCGUAAGCUGCAGGAAGUUCAUCCACUCCUGACGCUGUGUGGACAGAUCGUUGAAACCUGGCAGGGAAACCCCAUUCAGAAAGAGUCACUGCGUGUGUUCUUCCUCGUGCUGCAGGUCACGCAUUACCUGGACGCUGGGCAGGUGAAGAGUGUGAAGCCAUGUUUGAAGCAGCUUCAGCAGUGUAUUCAGACCAUCUCAACGCUCCAUGAUGAUGAGAUUCUGCCCAGUAACUCUGCUGAUCUCUUCCACUGGCUGCCAAAGGAGCACAUGUGUGUGCUGGUCUACCUGGUGACUGUGAUGCACUCGAUGCAGGCCGGAUAUCUGGAGAAAGCUCAGAAAUACACAGAUAAAGCACUCAUGCAGCUGGAGAAACUAAAGAUGUUGGACUGUAGCCCGAUUCUGUCUUCAUUUCAAGUGAUUCUGCUGGAGCACAUCAUCAUGUGUCGUCUGGUGACCGGACACAAAGCCACCGCGCUACAGGAGAUAUCUCAGGUGUGUCAGUUGUGUCAUCAGUCUCCGCGGCUCUUCUCCAAUCACGCUGCUCAACUCCACACGCUGCUCGGUUUGUACUGUAUCUCUGUGAACUGUAUGGACAACGCUGAAGCUCAGUUCACUACAGCAUUGAGGCUCACCACACAUCAGGAGUUGUGGACGUUUAUCGUGACUAAUCUGGCGAGUGUUUACAUCAGAGAGGGCAACAGACAUCAAGAGCUGUACAGUUUGUUAGAGCGGAUAAAUCCAGACCAAAACUUCCCCGUCAGUUCUCACUGUCUGCGGGCGGCGGCGUUCUACAUCCGCGGACUUCUGUCCUUCUUUCAGGGUCGAUACAACGAAGCCAAGCGUUUUCUCCGAGAGACUCUGAAGAUGUCUAACGCUGAGGAUCUGAAUCGUUUGACGGCGUGCUCUCUGGUGUUGCUGGGACACAUAUUCUACGUGCUGGGAAACCACAGAGAGAGUAACAACAUGGUGGUUCCAGCGAUGCAGUUGGCCAGUAAGAUUCCAGAUAUGUCAGUGCAGCUCUGGUCUUCUGCUCUACUGAAGGAUCUGAACAAAGCCUGCGGGAAUUCAAUGGAUGCUCAUGAAGCUGCGCAGAUGCACCAGAACUUCUCACAGCAGCUGCUGCAGGAUCACAUCGCCGCCUGCAGUCUGCCCGAACACAACCUCAUUACUUGGACAGAAGGCCUUCCACCGGUGCAGAUUCAAGCGCAGAAUGGACCAACAACCAGCCUGGCCAGCCUUCUCUAAACACACACACACACACACACACACACACACACACACACACUGUACAUACAGGUCACAGGCCUUCAACACACACAUCAUCUGUCACAUGCACAUUUUAUCUUGUAUUAUUCUGAUUUUAACUUAUUUGAACUCGUUCACGGUUUAGAGUCACCUUUGGUCUUUGGGAUCAUUUGAUUGUGUUUGAGGCAGGUGAAGGGAACUGGACAUCAACACUUGACAGGUGACCACGAAUAAGCUGAUUUACUGCGGUAUUAAUGCAGCCGGAUUACUCUGUUAAGUGUGGAGUAUACCCAUCACACCAGCAGUGUUUCUGCUCCGAGAGUUCGUCAUUAACUUUUCUUUUUAUUGACGUGUCUUUGUGCAGUCUGAGUCCAAACACGUGUAGAUUUCUGUAGAAAGUGUUUGGAAGCGUUUCAUUGGAACUGAGGUGGACUAAUAAACCCUCCAGCAGAGGAGCGAUAAUAAGAGGGACAGAUUUAGUGAUCGGGUGAUUGACAGCUUAAACGAGCAGCUAAAGCAUCAAACCAGUAAUAGUGAUGACAUCAUUUCUGUACAUUAGUUUAUUAGUAUGUGCAUAUGGAACGACAUUUUCAUGCAGUUUCAGAAACGUCUUCAAAUGUUCUUUUAACAUUAUUAUUUUGUUGUUCAUAUAUUUUUUUAACUGUUUGAGACGUGCAACUAAAAUGCUACAUUUUCUUAAACACGAUUCUGCUGUUUCAUUUGUAACUCUAAAUGUGUGUUGAUGCACGAGUGAAUCUCAUGAAACCUGUUCAAGAACACGUCCAACUCUUAUUUCACCACUAAAUCAAUUUUUUAUUUUUAUUUUAUAGAACAUGAAGCUUGUUUUAGGACCAUUAAGAUUGUUUUGCAUUGUGACAUUAUUUUUAUGACAAUUAAACGCAUUUUUAGCCAUUACUGUCAAGCAUAAAAAUUAAAUAAAAUAAUAAUGUUUCUGCAUCAUGGUAGUAUUCGUUGUACUGCCUGAUUUAAAUAAUCUCAUUGUUUUAUUACAGUAAUGAGAAUGCAGAGGAAAUGUCCUUAAAUAAGCUUCAUUUUUUAUGCCUUGAUUUUUUGAGUUUAGGGUGAAAUAAAAAGAUGGACAUGUUUUUGUGCAAUUCAGCCACAGAUUAGAUGCAAAUAUCAUUAUACAGGAG